GAUCUGAUUGUGCCGAGGAUGACGUCCUGCAUGUCACCUUCAGUCAUGCUUCUUACCACCAACUCCGGUCUCGCAAACCUUUUACAACAAUAAGCCCUGCGCCCUCGCACUCGUAAACUGCCUCUCUUUCGUCGUUGCUUCAAAAUUGUUGAUCCCCCUUUACAUCUUUUGGUUCCUUUUGUUGGUGUCGAAAUCCUGAAACUCAGCUCUCACGCGCGUCUGCAACGUCUGAAACGGAAUCACGCGACUACUGCACCAAAAGGCCUGAGGACGGCGAACUGGCAGAUUCAGUCGACCAGUGUCUGAUGAACCCUUGAGCCUGGAUAACAGCUAUCACAUCGCUGUUACUACUACUCCGGAUGAGCUUGGGAUUCCAUACGAACAUUGGCCAAUGCCAGUCGUGCAUUGCUAGAAACGCCAAGCGAUCGCAAAACGAACACGUACAGGAGCGCCAAGAUGCCAGAGCUCUUUGGUCUACCACGCGAGUUGCGAGAUAUGAUCUACAUGUCUGUCGUCACCUGGUCGCUUCCACAACCUCGUCGCGAAGACAUAGAAGAUCACAGAUGGUGCCAUAUCUCCGAUCCUGAAAGCAUACACUCGGGCGAAUAUGGCUGCUCAUACUCAACAGACACGAUUCCAGGGACAUGUGCCAAUUUGCUUUCAUGUAAUCGCCAAGUCAACCACGAACUUACACAAGCAAUCGAGAGAGCAAAAAGAAGAGGACUGCUAGUAGCCAAGCUUGAUUGCAUCGCGGUGGAUGAGAGCAGGCAUGCAUUCUCGUGGCUCUCAUUGCCAAUCGUAACGAACAGGAAGAGUGAACAUGAAGCAAAGGUCAGCAUGCUAUCAGCUUGGGCAGAUCGCAUACUCUUCACACCACAGAGAAUGCUCAACUUCAGCAAGAGAAGUCCAACACCUAGCUCUUCGACCUCAACCACCAUACUCGAAAACCUCUGGGUCGACAUCCGCAUCCAUGGCAACCGCACUGCGAAGUGGUCAUCAAAUCAGUGCCCACCUGAGCGCACCUCGUGGGCUGUCUGCGCUGCACUAAAGAGGCUGGUCGAUGGCGAUACGCUCAUGCGUCCCAUCGAUGCCACCUCUGCUCCUGGUCCCUCCUGGAACAACAUCACCAUUGGUGAGCUAGUCCUCAACGUCGUUUCCCCAAAGACCUCGAACAAUCUGUGGCUGCCUGAGGACUAUCCACUCGAUGUCGCAACCUACGGAGUCGUACAUCCGCGAACUGUAGCCAAAGAGCUUCUGGAUGUGUGGAAUAUCAUCUGGACUGGUGAGGACUUCAAGGGCGCGCAUUACCAUAUACUACUAGAGCGGAUCAAAAUAGUGAAGAUCUGUGUGGGCGGAGAGAUCUGGAGGGUCCGAGAGCUAGGAAUAGAGUUGGAGAGAGGGCAAGCCGAGCACAGAAGGAUCGCUAUGAGGGGCGUAUGGUAGACCAUUGCAUCUUGGAAGUCGUUCUUACUUUGGUGACAUAGACAUUUUGGUGUUGUAGUGGUAUGACUGAAGUUCGAAUAGUGUUCGGGUAGGACGGUUCCAACGGCAGCUUCGUCCAGUACUACCGCUGCACCCCACACUUCUAGAAGCAGUUGAUCCAGAAUUGUAUGGAAACCCCCUGUCGUCUAUCGAUCUGGGGUAACUUGUGGUUUCGUGUGCUUGGGAUGGGUCGUGCUCGCUCUUACUUACCUUCACGCCUCAACCGCUCCUCCAUUGCACCAACAGCAACAACAGAAAUGACAUCAGAAGACCCACCAAACCAGGAACUCGCUUGUGCAGACCAUUGUUGACAAUAACAGCAACCUCGACAUUUGUACAACUAUCUCAUUCUUGUCUUUCCUUAGCUCUUGAUCAUCCGUCCCAGACU
Molecule: messenger RNA, 1870 nt
Organism: Macroventuria anomochaeta
Lineage: Eukaryota; Fungi; Ascomycota; Dothideomycetes; Pleosporales; Didymellaceae
Exons: 1
Coding region: 457-1443 (328 amino acids)
Source: RefSeq, a predicted model, not a curated record